CCAAGUAAAGCAUUUUCAGAAAAACAAAAUAAAAACCAAAACGAAGUCACAAUGCGCAAUUUCGCUUCUCAUCUUCUUCUCCCCCACCCACCCUACCAUUUCACCCUACCAUGCCCCGUCGGAAAAAUUCUGAGACAAAUAGAUCAACAUCCGUAGCUUUUCGACACCCUAAAACGGACCCGAAUCGUUAUCGGGGCGUCCGUAAACGGCCGUGGGGCCGGUUCGCAGCCGAGAUACGAGACCCGAUAAAAAAAGCUCGGGUCUGGCUUGGCACCUUUGACACGGCGGAGGAUGCUGCACGCGCUUACGAUGAUGCCGCACGCGCCUUCCAUGGACCCAAAGCGAAAACCAAUUUUUCAGUUUUGCCUCCGUAUGGGCAGAACCAGUUUGAAAAUUUUAACUGGCCGGCUUCCAGUAGCCUGAGCAGUACGGUGGAGUCAUCCAGCGGGGCGCGUGAUUUGCACUCGCGGGUUGAAAUUACUCGCCGGAUUACUCCGCCGGCGGUGGAGUGUUACAGUUGUUGCGAUUCGUCAUCGACUGUGGUGGAUGAUAAUAUUGACGUCGAUUCGUCGUCGUUUUGUAAACAGCCUCUGCCGUUUGAUUUGAACUUGCUCCCUCCGUCUGAUGACGUUGAUGAUGUCCAUGUUACCCCUUGUAUUUUUAGUUAUGUUAAUUAAUUUGAUUAUGAUGAAAAAAAAAACUCUUUUUUCUAUGUUAUUUAUCCAUGUGGUGGAUGUUGAGAAAUUAAUAACCAAAUGGGUUUUUAAAUUAUGCAUAGAUUAAUUUACUGAGUCAUGAUGUUAUCUAAAUCAGAAAAGAAUGUAUCUUUACUAUAGAACGUUGGAUCUGAUGCUGAGUUUUUUUUUAUAAUUAUUAUUGUUUUUGAUUUAUAAGAUUUACCUUUUUUUGUAUUAUGAAACUGAAUUGGUAAAAUGUUCUUCCUUAUGAAAUUGGAACAUUUUUUUUGUCUCUGUGCGUUUUCUUCUGGUAAAAUGGGUCUGAAUACAGCAUAUUGGACAAGAUGAUUUAUAUGAACUAACUUGGAUGGAGGCGUAGUUGAUUGAUUGAUUGCUUCUGUUUUUUGAGAAAUAUUCUUGUAGUACUAUGACUUCGUGCAGGAUAAUCGGAUGAGCACGCGUUGGCAGCAAUGGUGAUAAAUGAGGAGGAUAUAUGCUGUCGGGAAAGAAGAUCGAAGGAGCGGAGGCAUCUCAAAGAUUUAGCAGCCAAGUGAGUAGCUGCAUUUGACUUUAUAACUUGUUUCCUGCGUUUUACUAUUAUGAGUAGACGGACUGGUCCUUUAUACUUAUAAAUUAAGUACUAGUAAAUAGAGUGAUCACCUUUCCUUAGAAACUUGGAAUUUAGAGAGGCAACAAGUAUUGUUGCCAAGA
Molecule: messenger RNA, 1388 nt
Organism: Nicotiana attenuata
Lineage: Eukaryota; Viridiplantae; Streptophyta; Magnoliopsida; Solanales; Solanaceae
Product: ethylene-responsive transcription factor 3-like
Exons: 1
Coding region: 111-677 (188 amino acids)
Biological process (GO): regulation of DNA-templated transcription
Molecular function (GO): DNA-binding transcription factor activity; DNA binding
Source: RefSeq, a predicted model, not a curated record